AUGGCACAGCUCCUCCAGGACCUCAUAUACUCCUUCGGGAGCUGUCUGAACUGCUUCCCGGGCUCGCCCAGCCUCAAGAUCAACAGCCGCUCGUUCAAGAUCCUGCGCCUGCUGGGCGAGGGCGGUUUCAGCUACGUCUACCUGGUGCAGGACACGGCGACGGCCGAGCUGCUGGCCCUCAAGAAGAUCCGCUGCCCCUUUGGCGCCGAGUCCGUCCAGCAGGCCAUGCGCGAGGUCGAGGCCUACAAGACCUUUGCCCACUGCCCCGGCAUCAUCCACAGCGUCGACUACGCCAUCGCCUCGGAGCGCAGCGACCCCGGCACCAAGACCGUCUACGUCCUGCUGCCCUACUACCGCCGCGGCAACCUGCAGGACAUCAUCAACGCCAACCUCGUCAACCACACCCGCUUCCCCGAGAAGCGCCUCAUGGUCCUGUUCCUCGGCGUCUGCCGCGCCCUCCGCGACAUGCACCAGUACCAGGCCCCGCCUGGCGGCGAGCGCAUGGAGGCCGGCAACGCCAAGGCCGGCGAGGAGGACGUCGGAGGGCCAAAGGGGAAGAACAGGAGAAACAAGGCCGUGUCGGCGGCCGAUGCCGAUGACGAGACGGAGCAGGCCAGACCGCUCAUGGUGGACGAGCAGGUGGCCGCGCCCGGAGAGCGGAGGUCGUAUUCCCACCGGGAUAUCAAGCCAGGAAACAUCAUGAUCGAGGACAACGGCUCGGAACCCAUUCUCAUGGACCUGGGCUCCAUUGCGACAUCACCAAUACCAAUCACAUCGCGGUCGCAGGCUAUAGCCAUGCAGGACGUGGCCGCAGAGCACAGCACGAUGCCGUAUCGGGCGCCGGAGCUGUUCGAGGUGAACACGGGCGCCGUCAUCGACACCAAGGUCGACAUCUGGUCGUUAGGCUGCACAUUAUACGCCUGCCUGGUCGGCAAGUCGCCCUUUGAGAUGCGCAGCGACGAGACCGGCGGCAGCUUGAGCAUGUGUGUGCUCGGCGGCGACUGGAGGUUCCCCGACGAGGGCCCCAAGGGCCAGAAGAAGGGCAAGGGCCCGGCCGCCGCCGCGGGAGCUGGUGCAUCGGACGAGGCCAUCAGCGACUCGAUAAAGGAGGUCGUGAGGAAAUGCCUCACGGUAGAACCGGACCACAGGCCGGACAUUGACGAGCUGAUAGCCAUGGUGGAGCAGGUCGUCGACGAGCUGCCAGAAGACAGCGUAUGA
This is a messenger RNA of Neoarthrinium moseri, 1218 nucleotides long. RefSeq lists its product as uncharacterized. NCBI's taxonomy places the organism in Eukaryota, Fungi, Ascomycota, Sordariomycetes, Amphisphaeriales, Apiosporaceae. The coding region runs from base 1 to 1218 and encodes 405 amino acids. Gene Ontology annotation, molecular function: ATP binding; protein serine/threonine kinase activity. The transcript is spliced from 2 exons. The record is from RefSeq and is a predicted model, not a curated record. Gene Ontology annotation, biological process: regulation of vacuole fusion, non-autophagic; vacuolar protein processing; protein phosphorylation. Gene Ontology annotation, cellular component: Golgi apparatus; cytoplasm.